This is a messenger RNA of Vigna umbellata (rice bean), 1117 nucleotides long. RefSeq lists its product as uncharacterized. Gene Ontology annotation, molecular function: tRNA 2'-phosphotransferase activity. Gene Ontology annotation, biological process: tRNA splicing, via endonucleolytic cleavage and ligation. Lineage: Eukaryota; Viridiplantae; Streptophyta; Magnoliopsida; Fabales; Fabaceae. The record is from RefSeq and is a predicted model, not a curated record.
ACUGCUCCAAAAUCGUCUUCCAUAUUCUAUUUUUCUGUUUCUGCCAUCUCCAAUUCCAAUCCAUGUUUGCUUCGGUGAGCAACAGCAGCAUCAAUAUUUUACGCCGCUGCGGUCUCCUCCGUCCACGUGUCCUCACUGUUGGAUUUUGCUCUCUCCUGCACAGGUUCGGUGCUUCAUCUCCGAUGGACAAUGGCAGCAAUAACUACUUUUCCUCUUACGCUCACGCCUCUCCCAGUGGCCGUGGAAAGGCUUUUGAUAUGAAAAAUGAUAGAGAAAAAACAAGAGGGCGUGGUGGUGGAAGUGGCUCAGGAAAGGACAAAAUUGACGCCCUUGGUAGGCUCCUGACACGAAUUUUGCGACAUAUGGCAUCUGAAUUGAAUUUGAAUAUGCGAAAUGAUGGUUUUGUGAAAGUUAAUGAUUUGCUAAAGCUGAAUAUGAAGACUUUUGGUAAUAUUCCAUUGAGAUCACACACUGUUGAUGAUAUUAAGGAGGCUGUUCGAAGAGACAAUAAGCAACGGUUUAGCCUCAUGGAAGAGAACGGGGAACUAUUAAUACGUGCAAACCAAGGCCACACAGUAACGACUGUUGAAACCGAAAGCUUAUUGAAACCAAUCCUUUCAGCCGAAGAAGUUCCAGUUUGUGUCCAUGGAACCUACAGAAAGAACUUGGAAUCAAUUCUAGGAUCUGGGCUGAAGCGCAUGAAAAGAUUGCAUGUUCAUUUCUCUUGUGGUUUACCAAUAGAUGGAGAAGUAAUUAGUGGUAUGAGGCGAGAUGUCAAUGUUCUUAUCUUUAUUGACGUCAGAAAAGCAUUGGAGGAAGGUAUGAAGCUUUACAUUUCUGACAACAAGGUAAUCUUGACGGAAGGUUUUGAUGGCGUUGUUCCUCCCAAAUUUUUUGAUAAGAUAGAAUCAUGGCCUAGCAGACAGCCUAUUCCCUUUUGAAACUCUCAGAAUCAUAGGAAAUUGAGGAUUAUUAUAUAUGAUUGUGCAAACCUCUUACAAGAAUUACUAUUGGCUUCUUGUUUCUUUUGCCUACUUAGAGAAUUCAAUUACGUUACUUUGGAUAAUUGAGUUAUUAUUCAUAUAUCUAGAGAUAGCUUUUAUGUACCAUUAUCAUU